This is a messenger RNA of Ostrinia furnacalis (Asian corn borer), 1038 nucleotides long. Its product is annotated as sulfotransferase family cytosolic 1B member 1-like. Gene Ontology annotation, molecular function: sulfotransferase activity. The transcript is spliced from 7 exons. The record is from RefSeq and is a predicted model, not a curated record. The coding region runs from base 1 to 1038 and encodes 345 amino acids. Lineage: Eukaryota; Metazoa; Arthropoda; Insecta; Lepidoptera; Crambidae.
AUGAUGCACGGUACAAGUAGCAGUGAUUUUCCUUACGCUAUAAAUGAUGUGGAGCCUGAGGAAUUCGCCGAGUUACAGAAAACCUUCAAUACGGCUUUCAUUGAUGGAUAUGUGCGGGUCGGUCCCAAAGGUUAUUUCCUGCGGAGCGGCUAUAGGAAAGAAGCAGCGAAAAUAUACAAUAUGCCACUCAGGCUGGAUGACAUCUGGGUAGUGUCUUUCCCUAGAUCGGGCACUACAUGGGUCCAAGAAAUGGUGUGGAUGAUUGCAAAAGAUUUUGAUUACGAAACAUCAAAGGACGUUCUUUUAAUCAACAGAUUUCCAUUUUUAGAAGCCAAUGUCAUCAACGGCGAUAAGGCAUUGAAAAAAAUUAAAGAAUUGAGCGCUGGAAAAGAGGAGAAUAUAAAAGUGUUUUUAAGUUCCGAGGUGGAUUUAGCUGCAGAUCGUCCCUCUCCUCGAUUCUUCAAGUCUCACUUGCCUCUGUCGCUGCUGCCCCCGUCUCUGCUGGCCACCUCGAGGGUGGUCUACGUGGCGCGUGACCCGCGGGACGUCGCCGUCUCGUACUAUUACCACUACAAGCUCUUCGCCUUCUUUGGAUACUUCGGUAACUUUAAGCAGUUCUGGGAGUCUUUCGUGAAGGGUGACGCGGAUUAUUGUCCAUACUUUGAACACUUGAAAGAAGUUUGGGGGCAGAGACAUCACGCUAACCUGCUUAUUUUAUUCUAUGAAGAUCUUAUUAAGGACCUCCCCGGCAGCAUUCGCCGCGUAGCACGUUUUCUAGGAAAGGAGCCAAGCGAGGCGCAGGUCAGGGCUCUCAGCGAACACCUCAAGUUUGACAACUUUAAGAAGAAUAAGUCAGUUAACAAUGAGCCCUUUAUGCACUUGAGUGACCAGAAUGUAGCAAAGACCGUGUCUUUUAUGCGAAAGGGCAAGGCGGGCGGCUGGCGCGAGCACUUCGACGAGCAGAUGGCGGCGCAGGCGCAGCAGUGGAUCGACGACAACCUGCGCGGGACCGACCUGCGCUUUCCCGAACACUACUAA